GAAAACAGAGGCCACAAUGAACAAUCACUUUUUGAGGAGAGGAAUGAAGGCGGUUUCUUUCAUGCCAAUUAAGCAAUCACAGAUGACCCCGUCAGAAAUCCAAACUCGUGACUAACAUGGGACUAGAGACAAGGAAAAGCAAUUUAAAAGAUUAAGAGCCAGAGAAGCAAUCUUCACACACAGGGCCAGCCAGCCGACAGAACAGUCCAAUCCAGAAAGGUGUCCUGUGGCCUGCCCCCACAAGAUGCCAAGAGAAGAGGCUCACUUCAUCCUUGGUCACCCCAAGAAGGGGCACAACCACUCCUACAUCACAGCUGAAGAGUUCCCCAGCUGGAAAACAUCUAUCUGGGAGCAAGAUGACUCUUUCCUCAAGCCUUGUUCUCUCUACUCCACUCAGGCCCCUGGAGAUGGUUUGCAGACAGAACAAAGGGCUGCAGGGAUUGGAAUCCUGACAGUGAUCCUGGGAUCUUUGCUGCUCAUUGGCUGCUGGUAUUGUAGAAGACGAAGUGAAUACAGAAGCUUGAGGGACAAAAGUAUUCAUGCUGGCACUCAAAGUACCUUAACAGGAAGAUGUCCAUGUGAGGGGUUUGGUCACCAGGACAGCAAACUGCCUUUUCAAGAGAAUAAUUGUGAACCUGUGGUUCCCAGUGCUCCACCUGCCUAUGAAAAACUCUCUGUGGAACAGUCACCACCACCUUAUUCACUGUGAGAAUGCUGAGAGGUGAUGAAAUGAUUUCCUUUACCCUAUUGCUGGACUUUAAUAUGGACAUCUAAUGUUCUGCUUCAGAAUACUGUUGAAAUAGUAUACAUCAUCUCUAAUAAUAAGUUUGGUAUUAAAUUCUUAGUAGAGCAACUAGCAAUAGUAAUUGAGGGAAUGAUGAGAAAUCUUAGAAUGCAAAAAAACUUUGUCAAUAAAUAU
Ailuropoda melanoleuca (giant panda) is the source of this 919-nucleotide messenger RNA. RefSeq names its product melan-A (gene MLANA). Lineage: Eukaryota; Metazoa; Chordata; Mammalia; Carnivora; Ursidae. The record is from RefSeq and is a predicted model, not a curated record. Gene Ontology annotation, cellular component: endoplasmic reticulum membrane; trans-Golgi network; melanosome. The transcript is spliced from 6 exons. Bases 245 to 709 code for a protein of 154 amino acids.